AUGCAUCUACUCCAAAGCCUGCUCCCGCUUGGAAAGCCAUGGCCAUCCCCAAUUCCCCGAUUCAUUCUAGACACGAACCACCCCUGGCUCGCAACCAACAAAGCAUGGCUCUCCCGCUACCCAAACGUCGCCAAAUCACUCUGCUCCCGAGACUCCCCUCUAUGGACGUCCCCCGUCGCGCCCGACCAUGCGCUACCCGAGGAUCUCUUCACCCACCUCCUUAUCGACAACAACAGGUUUCAAUACCACAGCUGCCAGGAGCGACUGGGCUGGUCCAAUGCACGCGAUCGGCUACGAGAAAUGGCAGCCUGCGAGGCUGCUCUGGCGGACGUACAGCACUUGCACGUCGAUGUCUACAUCCACGAUAGUGAGUACUCUACGUAUGUGGAGCCCACCUCUCCACCGCCUGCCCUUCCGGAGUUGUUUGCGGAUGUGCUCGCACGAAUGAGCAACCUAGAGAGGCUCGAUUGGGGCAUUAGCAGCGAGGCAACGCGGGCCUUUGAACCUGCUUUCGUGGUGAAGGACUUGACGUUGCCGAGCGUUAAGUACUUGCAGCCAGGAGCCGGGAGUGAUUACCUCGUCUCGCGGUGUCCUAAUUUGGAGGUACUGGAGGCAGGAGAUUAUUCUCACCAUUGGAGCUGGAGGACGGGUAGCGGCCAUCGCCUCGACCUGGUCAAAGCAUCAACGGGGCUGAAGAAUCUUAAAGAGUGGCGACUUGCAGCAGGAUGGGACGGUUGGACAUUACAUUUGCUCGAAGAUAUCCUUGACGCGACGCCGAAUAUCACGAGUCUGCGCAUGGACGGUAAUCUGUAUGACCUGGAAAAUCUACAACUCCCCCCUUCCAGCGACCUAGAUUUGGGCUUCGAUGGAGGGCAUUGGUGCGGGAAUGCAUAUGAUGGGCCAGAGGGCAGAGUCUAUGGGCGGGCAGUGACGCAACAAGACGCUGAAACAACCGAACUGGCAGCGAAUAUCACCCUGAGCGCGUUACCUCAUCUGAAGAGCCUGAGGAUUGGCUCCGCGUGUGCGAAUCUCACGUUGAAUGGUCGUGGGCAACCAGACAUGACGUGGCCGUGGACAGGGAGGAUGGAGCAAUACACUUAUGAGAUAUGGGAAGAGUAA
Molecule: messenger RNA, 1119 nt
Organism: Diaporthe amygdali
Lineage: Eukaryota; Fungi; Ascomycota; Sordariomycetes; Diaporthales; Diaporthaceae
Exons: 3
Coding region: 1-1119 (372 amino acids)
Source: RefSeq, a predicted model, not a curated record